UUAAACAAGUAAUCUAACCAAUUAGUCAUUGAUUUUCAAUCAUUUAAAGUUCAAACUAUUGUUCAGCAUAACAUGGAUAAGAAGUAUGAAGUCUAUUUAUAGGAUAGACAUGUAAAUAUAAUCAGGCAUAAAGACAUGCAUACAUACAUUGAUUAUUAGGAAAUUAUCCAUUUGCAAGAUCAAUAGAUCAUAGUUUAGUUAAAGAAAAUGUAUGCAACAAGACUUCUUUCCAUGUACAAAAGGAAUCCAAGUGCUCUUUCAGAUCCACCACCAUCAGGACCAAAUUCAAGUUAUCUUGUUCUAUUAGAUGAAGAAGCUCAAACUUACUCUUGUUUUGGUUUGUCUAAGAACAAAAGAAUCAAGGAUUUUCCAUUCCCUCAGAACAAAAAUUUAACCAUUGCUUCUUUAGUUGGUGAAGACACUCACACAUACAGAGAAGAAGCUAUGUUCCUUCCAGUAUUGAAUCAACCAUUGUCUUCAAAUCGUUACUAUGUCAUUAGAAGGAAAGGGAAGAAUCAAGGGCAAGCUAGCACAAGUUCAAUGGAAGAGGACAUGAGCACAUGUUUAUGCUUCGGUAUUGUUAAUGAUGUUAAACCAAGACCACUAGAGCCCUUCAAUGAUUAUCAACAGGUUGAAAUAAUCAAGAAAGAUUUUGGUUUUUGCUCAAAAUCUGUUGCCUCUGAUGGAAUUCCUCCCGGUUUAUUAAGAGCAAAAUGGUGGAGACUUUAUGCCACCACUCCUCAUACAUACCAUUUAAGCCAAGCUUUAGGCUCAAAUGAUUCCUUGCGUUCCAAGCUACCCAAUUUCAACUUUUCAUUGUCCAAUCAUUGUUCUGAAUCAGUGGUUGUUGGUAAAUGGUAUUGUCCUUUUAUGUUUGUGCAUGAAGGAAUGAAAUUAAAGGAGCAAAUGAAUAUGUCAAUGUUCUAUGAGCUAACACUUGAGCAAAGAUGGGAAAAGAUAUUUUCAAAGGAAAAUGAAAAUAGUGUAGAGGGUGAUGUGUUUGUAGAUGUUGUUGUUCAAACAAAAGUUGCUAAAGUAGGAGGGAGGGAUGCUAUUUGGGAUGAAAAUAGAUUGGUUGAUGGAGUGUUGUGGUUUAAGGGUUUUGAUUACGUUGGAGAAGAGGUGAAUGUUGGAUUGAGUUUGGAAGUUGUUGAGGGAAUGAAAUGGGAACAAGAAAGAGUUGGAUGGAUUGGUGCAAAUGGAAGAGAAGUUAAAGUAACAAAAGUUGAAGAGUUUGGUGGAAAAAAUAUGUGGAAGAAAUUUAGUUGUUAUGUGUUGGUUGAAAGUUUUGUAUUGAGGAGUAUGAAUAAAAGAAUGGUGGUAACUUGUGAUUACAAACACUCCCAUCAAACUAGGAGUAAAUGGGAAUGAUUAUUUUCUUAAACAUCUUGAUUUAAUCUUUGGUUUUCUAUAUGUGUGAAUCACAUUAAUUUUUUAAUAUAAUUGUUUUUUUUAAGACGAAAGUUUUUCUAGUUAUAACAAUUUACUUCGUA
This is a messenger RNA of Cicer arietinum (chickpea), 1493 nucleotides long. RefSeq lists its product as uncharacterized. Lineage: Eukaryota; Viridiplantae; Streptophyta; Magnoliopsida; Fabales; Fabaceae. The record is from RefSeq and is a predicted model, not a curated record.